CACUUACUGACUGAGGCCUCUGUCAAGUGCCAGGCUGUAAGAGAACAAUAAGCAAAUGCCUUCAACAAAGACAAGACCCAUUGAAAAGUUUGCCAAGGCCACGGCCAAAUGUUCUGCAGAGGCGGCUGCAUAUGGCAAAUGUGUUGUUGCUGACUAUAAUGCGGUACACAAAGACAUGUGUGCCAAAGAAUUUAUGAAGCUUAAAGACUGUUUUCUGGCGGCCUCAAAGAAGGUUUAAUUUAACUGAACUGUAUUGGGCGGCAGAACGGAGAGUUUACUAGGCGUAUUUGGACUGGCUGAGCAUGCAUUAUGUCUGAAUGAUAAAAGACGAAAAUGUUCGUGUAAUAA
Molecule: messenger RNA, 348 nt
Organism: Aspergillus uvarum CBS 121591
Lineage: Eukaryota; Fungi; Ascomycota; Eurotiomycetes; Eurotiales; Aspergillaceae
Exons: 3
Coding region: 56-238 (60 amino acids)
Biological process (GO): mitochondrial respiratory chain complex I assembly
Cellular component (GO): mitochondrion
Source: RefSeq, a predicted model, not a curated record